UCGAUUGGGGAGUGUUAUCAGGACACAAAACUGUUGCAAAUAAGAGCUGGGGGCAGCUGACCCGGAACCCUUGCUGGAGCGGAGUCGAUCGUGAGCAGAGGCUCCUCGGUGUUUGCCAGCGGCCCACGUCGCCAUCAGACCUAUUCGAGCAUCUGCAGCGUUUCACGUGAAGCGCCGGGACCUCCUUGCAGGCAACGGUGUUGCGUAAGGCCCCAGGGCAGACGUCGCAGGACCACCCUGUUACCCGCCCCCGUCACCCCAGCCCCGACCGCCUUUCCGCAGCGCCCCCCUGCUGAGCUUUGACCAGCCCUUUGACCAGCUUGACCAUCAGCUUUGAGCGCCAGCCCAGCAGCCAUGGACCUGCUGUUUGCGGGCCGGCCGGUGGCCUCCAAGCCGCCCAACUGCGUGGGGCGCUAUGUGGUCACGAAACACAGCUGGCGUGGCAAGUACCGGCGAAUCAUGUGCAUCACACCAGAUGCGGUGGUUACGCAGAACCCGGAGAGCGGCAUGGCCAUCACGAACACGUACGCGUUCACGGGGGACUGCGACAUUGAAAGCAUCUCCGUGGGGCCGGGCCACGAGGCGGAGGGGGAGUUCACCAUCAGCGCGCGGCAGGACAAGAAGAGCAAGUGCAAGCCGCUCAAGUUCAGCUGCAGCCACCGGUCGCGGCUGCUGACGGACCUGUUCCAGUGCAUCGCGGCGGCGCACACGCGCGGCCGCUGCAGCGUGGCGCCGCGGCUCAUGGGCUCUCCCGACCACUUCCCCGGACACGAGUGGGCCGGCGGCGCCUGGCGGCCCACCACACUGCGGGUGGCGGCGUACGGGCUGGAGCUGCUGGACGGAGAGGGCACGCCCACCUGGCGCCUGGACUUCUGCACCAUGAGCUCCGUGGCCUUUGCGCCGCUGGCCCCCGAGCCCCUGCCCCACCACCCCUCCUCAGCGCACCCGCACGCGGACGCCGCGGCUCUGGCCUCCGCGCCCACCACCUCCGCCUCCUACGGCCUGGCGCCCAGCCCCGAGGGCGCCUUCGCGGUGUUCAGCCGCUGCAGCCGCGCGCCGCGCCUGCUGGCCAGCCGGCAGCGGGAGGUGGUGCUGGGGCACAUGGCGGCGGUGGCGGGCAGGAGGCUGGGGCUCAGCGUCGUGGCCGACACCGCGGCGCUGGAGGCGGCGGCGGCGGCGGCGGCGGCGCUGUCGUUCGCGCCGGGGGCGCACACGGCGCCGCGGCGGCUGGCUGUGAGCCGCGCCUGGGUGCUGGAGCGGGACGCGGUCACGUACGACGUGGAGGAGCGAAGGGCGCUGGGGAGUGUGUCUGCGCUGCUGCGGUUCUCGGAGGAGGGCGGGCUGCUGGGCAUUGAGUGGGGCGACGGCUCGCCGCCCAGCGUGUACGCGGCGGGGGCGGCGCGGGACGCAGUGCUGGCGGCGCUGCUGGACAUGGCGCAGGCCGCCGCCGGCCGCCCCAUCCCUGUUCUCCCCGGCUUCACGCCGCCCGGCGACCCCAUUGUGGGCGACAGCGCCGCGCCCCUGGCCGCGCACUGCGUCACCGUGGUGCGGGACACGGAGACGGAGCGCUGGGUGCUUGACGCGCUGGCUGCCCGCGCGCGCGAGGCCUGGCCGCACCUGUCCGCCAGCAGCCGCAUGUUCUACGCCGCAGACAUCGAGUUCACGCCCUCGCCCACGCCCUCCACCCUGGCCGCGCUCAUGAGCAGCCCUACGCACAACAGCCCGCACCCGGGGCCCGCGGGCGGAGGAGGAGGGGCAGGGGCGGGAGGGCUGGGCUCGCCGCGUGCGGGGGGAGAAGUGGGAGGCGGAGGAGGGGUGGGGGUGGGGGCGGCGGAGGCGGCUGCGGCGGCGGCUGCGGCGCAUGGCGCUGUGCUGGCGGGCCAGAUGGUGGGGCAGGUCAGUGCGGCGGCGGCGGACAGCGCCAAGGCGGCGGUGGCGCUGCAGGAGGCCAUGCUGGUGAUGCUGGACGCCGUGUACGACUUCAACGCCUCUGUGCCGUACAGCGGCGUGCUGCCCGGCGGCGGCGGCGGCUGGGGCCGCGGCGGCGGCGCGGUGUCGGGCGGCGAGGCGGGCGAGCAGCUGGUGGGCGUGUGUGUGGCGCUGCUGCACCCCGACCUCAUCCCCGGCACCCCGCCCCUCAGCCACAUGGCGCCGGACGCGGCCAAGCAGAGCAUCGCCACGCUGCAGGCCCUGCAGCGGCUGGUGGCUUGUCACCCACUGGCCGAGGCCUUCCUGUCCGCGCCCACCGCCCUGUCGCGCGUGCUGGCGGCCUACAGCUGCGGGCACGAGGGCGUGGCGGCAGAGGCGGCGCGGCUGCUCACGCGGCUGUGGGCGCCGGCGGCGGCGCGGGUGGGCGCGGCCCCCUGGUCCGCGCUGCGCGCCGCGCCCACCACCCUGGCCGCGCUCAUGGCGGACCCGGACGACCCGCUCAGCGGCUGCUCGCCAGAGGACCUGUCCCUGGCCCGCGCCGCCAAGUCGUUGGCGUUCGGCCCCGCCAUCACGUCGCAGCGCUGCGCCGCCCUGGUGCGGCCCCUGAGAGGGACCGCCCUGCCCAAACCCACCACCGCUGCCAACAGCAGCAGCAGCAGCAACAGCAGCAGCAGCGCUGCUACAGCCGGCGGCGGCGGCGGCAGCGGCGCUGCCGCUGCUGCGGAGGGAGGCAAGGCGCGGUCUUCUGUGUUGGGGCCGGCGGGGGCGGCCGCGGGCGGGGCGGGUGGCGGGUCCUCCAGUGCGCUGCUGGUGCUGUGCGCGCUGGAGGCGGUGGGGGCGGUGGCGGUGGAGCCGGGCAGCCGCAGCACCGACAACAGGCCGCUGGCGGGGCUGCUGCAGGAGGCCGCAGCCCUGGGUGCGCCGCUGUUCGCGCUGUGCCACCACCCCGCACCCCGCGUGGCCCAGGGAGCAGCCCUGCUCAUGCGCGCCGUAGCCGAGUCCGGCGCCGCCGCCGCAGCGCCCAUGCGCGCCGCCGCCCUGCGCCACGGCGCCGUGCUGCACCACCUGCACGCCGCCAUGUUUGCGGCGGCGGGCGGCGGCGGCGGCGGCGGCGGCGGCGCGGGCGGCGGCAACAGCCGGCGGGAGCUGUCGCGGGCGCUGGUGGCGUCGUGGUGUGACGAGUACGCGCCGGCGCUCGCGCUGCUGCGGCGAGUGCUGCCGUCGGGACUGGUGCGCUACCUCAACGCGCCGCGUUCCGCAGCCGCGGUCGCCGCCGCCGCCGCCAAGGCCUCCGCAGCCGCCGCCGCUGCACAAGCCACGGCCGCCGCCACCGCCGCCGCCGCCGCUGCCGCUGCCACAGCAGCAGGAACCGGUGGCGCCCACGCGCCCGGCGAGACGCCGCCCAUGUCUCCGCACCCCUCUGCGCAACAGCCAGCGCCGCCAUCUCAGCCCCAGCCCCAGCCCCAGCCGCCCGCCGCUCCGGCCUCGCACCCAAACGGCACCAGCCAUAACACCACCGCCUCCACUCCUCCCCACCCAUCCACCGUGCAAUCCGAAACUGCUCCCGCCGGCGCAGCCGGCCUCACUGGCAACCUCCUCGACGGCGGCGUUGCAGGCGCUGCCACCGCCUCCGGUCCUACCAGCACCAGCGGCUCGGCUCCGCCGCCCACGCCGGCCUUCACCACGCCGCCCGCCGCCGCUCCCUCCAGCAGUUGGGGGCAGCUGCGCGGCAACUGGGAGGCGUUCUGGGACGCGGCGGGCCGCGACCACUGCCACGCCGGCCUGAUCUGGCACGCGGGCUGCCGGCAGGAGCUGCGUGAGGCGCUGGAGAGGGAGGAGGCGGCGCUGAGGGCUCGUCGUCAGCAGCUGGGCGGCGGUGACGGGCUGGGCGGCGGCGGGCGGCGGCUGGGUUGGAACUAUGAGGAGUUCGGCGUCAGCUACGGCAGCCUGGCCGCACACACGUCGGUGGGGGGCAUCUACGUGAGGCUGCUGCUGGAGGGGGCGGACACAGCCGCCGUGGACAAGGUGCCGCAGCCGCGCGAGCUGUACACGGCCCUGCACCACGCCUUCCUGUGCGCAGCGGACCCAGCCACACAGGACCCGGCGGCGGCGGCGGCACGCAAGGCCGCACAACUCAGCGGCGCCGCCGCCUUGCCCGCCGCCGCGACCGCCAACCCGCUCACCUCCUCCUCUGACCCCUCCUCCAUCUCCUCCGCCUCCGCCUCCGCCUCCGCCGAUGGCGGCGGCGGCGGCGGCGCCAUGAGUGCGGUGGAGGCGGCGGCGGCGGCGGAUCAGGAGCUGUGCGCCCGGGCCAUGGCGGCGGUGUACCACGCCCACGCGGGGGUGAUCGGCGCUGUGGACGGCAUCGCCCACCUGGUCCGGGUGUUGGACAACACGCCGCGGCGGCCGCUGCGUCACGCGCUGCUGGAGCUGAUGGCGGCGCUGCUGGCGCCCCGCUGCCUGCCGGCGGCGGCCUCGGCGGCGGCGGCGGCGCGCGGCGGCGGCGGCAGUAGCAGCGGCGGCGGCGGCGGUGGCAGCAGCAAUCGGGCGGACACCAGCCCGGCCGCUAGGGCUGUGCGCGCGAACAGCUAUGCCUUCAUGGAGGCGGGGGGUCUGGAGCUGCUGGUGGACAUUGUGGCGUACGCACACACCGGCGGCGCAGCCGUCGAGGGAGGCGGCGGCGGCACCGGCGGCGCCGCCGCCGCCGCCACUGCGGCGGCCACGGGCGCGGGCGCCAGCGCCUGGGACCACCUGCACCACCCGGCGGCGACCACAGCCGGCGGCGGCGCCGCCGGCGGCCCGCCACAGCUCCUGACCCCGGUGGGGCACGACGACAUGCCGCGGGAGUGGUUCCUCUACCCACGUGGCGUCAUCGAGGCCAAGCACGGCUCCGCCGCCGCCGCCGCCUCCCCCUCCGGCGCCUCUGACCUGCUCGGCGACCUCCUUGGAGACCCCGUGCAGCCGGCAAUAGCAGCUCCCGCCGGAGGCGGCAGUAGCAGCGGUAGCGGCAGUAGCGCCCAGCAGCAGCAGCAGCAGCAGCAGCAGCAGGAGGAGCUGCUGGGCAAGCGGCCCGACGAGACGGGGCGCUGCGGGCCGUUCAGUCGGGACGAGCUGCGGCAGCUGGCGGCGCGGGGGGCGGCGGAGUGGGGCACGCCGGUGUGGGCGGCGGGCAUGGGGCGGCCGGUGCCGCUGGGGGCGGUGCGGGAGCUCAGGUGGAUGCUGGCCAAGGGCCCCGGGCGCUACAGCCCCUACGGCGCCGCGGAGCUGUCCCUGGGGCUGCUACAGCGCCUGGUGGCGCUACAGCCAGCGAUAGAGGCGGCGGAGGAGGACGGAGCCGCUGCUGCUACUGCCGACGGCGCCGGCGGUGGCGGCGGCGGCGGGGAGGUGGUGGUGCUACAGCCGCUGCCGCGCGCCUACCGCGUAUUGACGGGGCCGCGCUGCCUGCCGCACCUGUGCCAGGUGGUCCUGACCUUCCACCCGCCUCUGGUGUCCUCCGCCUGCCGCCUGCUGGACGCGCUGCUGGCGGCGGCGCCCGACGCCCUGGCCCGCCUGCACCUCACGGGGGCGCCCUACUUCCUGCUGGCCUACCCGGGCAGCGACCUGCGGGAGCCGGCGCGGCUGCUGCACAGGUCGCACCUGGUCCAGGACUUUGCGGGCCUGUCCGGCGGCGCCGCCGCCGCCGCCGGCCUGCCUCUGCGGCGGCGCUCCUACCUGGGCCACGUGCUGCCGGAGAGCCUGCUGUACGUGCUGGUGGCGGGCGGGCCGGACGCCUUCGCGGCGGCGCUGUGCGGCGACACGGACAGCCCGGAGCUGAUCUGGACGCACGGCAUGCGGCGCGGGCGGCUGCUGCCGGCGCUGUCCGCGCACCUAGGUGACCUGCCGCUGCGGCUGGCGCAGCGCUGCGGCGGCAUGUGGGAGUACGCGCCUCUGCCGCCGCUGAGCUACCCCGAGCUGGAGGGGGAGAUGUACUGCCACCGCUACUACCUGCGCCACCUGGCCGACACCGCCCGCUUCCCCGCCUGGCCGCUGGUGGACCACGUGCCGCUGCUGCAGUCGCUGUUGGCGGAGUGGCGCUCCGAGCUGGCCCGGCAGCCGCUGUCGCUGUCGGAGGCGGACGCCUGCGCCGUGCUGGGACUCAGCACGGCGGCGCGGCCCGAGGGCGGGGGCGUGGGUGAGGAGGAGCUGCGCAGGGCGUACCGCGGACUGGCCAGGAAAUUCCACCCCGACAAGAACCCCGAGGGGCGACCCAUGUUCCUCAAGAUCCAGGCCGCUUAUGAGCGGCUGCAGGCGGGUGUGGCGGGCGGGCAGGGCCCCCAGGCCUGGCGCAUCCUGCUGCUGCUGCGGGCGCAGGCGGUGCUGUACGGCAGGUACGGCGCCGAGCUGGCCCCCUACAAGUACGCCGGCUACCCCCUGCUGCUGGACACCAUACGGGGGGGCACGGCGCUGGGAACAACCACCACCGCCACCUCCACCACCACCACCUCCACCACCAGUGGCGGCGCGGCGGCGGCCAAUGGCACGGCUGCGGGCGCGGGUCCGGAGGCGGCGGCUGGCGGCAGCUUCUUUUCGGGCGAGGCCCUGGACCAGGUGACCGCCGCCGCCUGGCUGUGCUGGCUGACGGUGCUGUCCUGCCGCCGCAACGCCGAGGAGCUGGCGCGGUGCGGCGGCGUGGCCGUGGUGGCGGAGCUGCUCAGCAGGGCGGUGGGCGUGCUGCCGCUGGACGCGCCGCCCACCUCCCCCGCCGCCGUGGUCGCCACCCUCGCCCUCCGCACCCUGGCCGGCCUGGCCAUGGCCCCCGAGGCCCGCACCGCCAUGCUCCGCCUGGGCGCCACCGCCGCCACCACAACUGCUACAGCCACUGCUGAUGCUACUGCCGCUGCUACUGCUGCCGCCGGAGGCGGCGGUGCAGCCGCCGCUGACGCGGCGGCGGCGGCGGCGGCGGCGGCGGCUGGCGCCGCCGCCGCCACUGCGGGCCUGUGCCGUGACGUGCUGCGCUGUGCGGGUCUGGCGCGGUGUCCGGCGGCGGUGGACGCGGCGCUGGUGGCGGCGGGCCACAUGGCGGCGGCGCCGGCUCUGGCGGCGGCGCUGCUGCGGGCGGGGGCGCUGCAGGCGCUGGUGCCGCUCAUGCUGCGGUACGAUGGCACGUUGCCGGAGGCGCUGCAGGACAUCCUGGUCGCGCCCUUCUCCGGUCCCGACGACUCCGCCACGCUGCCGCUGCUGGCCACACCCGACGACGCCCCUGUCCGCGUCAGCACACCCGCCGCACGCGCCCAGCACGCCGUGCUGGCGGCGCAGGCGGCGGCGCGGCUGGCGGGCGCGGGCCUACCGCCGCCGCACGCCACGGCGCCGGUGCUGGCGGCCCUGGCGGCGCUGGCGGCGAUGCUGACGGCGCCGCUGGCGGCACGGCUGGCGGAGUCGGACCCGCGGCCGCUGCUGCGGCUGCUGAGCGGAACACACGAGACGUGUCAGGUGAUCUGGAACGGCGCCAUGCGUGAGGAGCUGCUGUCAUUCCUGGCCAAGUCAUCUGCCGCCGGCCCGCACGACGACCACCAUGCCGCCGACACGCACGCACCCGCACCCGCCCACGGCGCCUCCACCGCCACAGCCGAUGCCUUUGACGACCUCUUCGGCACCGGCCCAACACCUCUUUCCCACUCCGCUGGCGCCGCCGGCAGUAGCAACAAAGCCAGCUUCGCCGCCGCCGCCAUCCCCACCGCCAGCAGCCCCACCUCCGGGAGCAGUGGCGGUGGCAGUAGCGACCGGCUGGCUGAGCUGGCGCGCUUCUCCCACGGCGCCUUGGCGGGGGAGCUGGUGCUGGGCGGUGUGUUCGUGCGCGUGUUCAACAGCCGCCCCCACGAGCUGCCGCCCGACCCGCCCGGCUUCUGCAAGGCCAUCAUCAGGUACCUGUUCGACGCGCUCCGCGGCUUGCCGCCCGGCCGCCUGCCGCCCGCCGCCGCCCUGCCCGACCUGCUGGCUGCAUUGGCCGCCGCCGGCCGCCUGCUGGACGCCGAGCCGCGGCUGCUGGGCGUGCUGGCCUCACCCUCGGCACUGUCGCCCUUCGUGGCCUGCCUGGCGCCGGCGGCGUGCCUGGCGCUAGAAGUGCAGGCCGACGGUGGUGCGGGUGGGAAGGGCAGUGGUGGGGGGAAGCCGCCUGCGGCGGCUUCGGGUGGGGCGGGAGGAGGAGGCGGAGGCGGAGGUGGAGGCGGGGUGGCGCUGAUUGACCUGCUGGAUGGCGGUGAUGCGCCGCCUGUGGCGGGGGCGGCAGUGGCGGCUGGUGGUGGCGGCGGUGGCGGCGGCGGCGGCGGAGGCGGCGGCAUGGGAGGCGGGGAGCUGCUGUCGCGGCUGCGGGAUGCGGAGGCGUUGGCGCUGGCGGGCUGUGCGCUGCUGGGGCGGGCGGCGCAGCACAGCGGCUGCCUGGAGGCGUUUGCGGACGAGCACUGCAUGCGGCUGCUGUUCUGGAUCCUGCACGGCCCGCCCUCCGCCGACACGCUGGCCGCGGCGCUGCGGCUGCUGCGCGCUGCAGCCGGCGCGCACGCCUGCGCGGCAGUAGCAGCCGCGCAGGGCGGCUGGCUGUACCUGACGGAGGUACUGAUGCACCGCGGCCCCUGGUUCUGGCAGCAGCACCGACCUCCGCCGGCGGGUGGUGUGGUGGGAGCAGCGAGCGGCGAGGGCAAGGAGUCAUCUUCAUCCGCCGCCGCGGCCGCCGAGGCUGACGACGCCGCCCGCUGUGAGGCCGCGGCACUGCUGUCGCGCCUGAUGGCGCACUCGGUGCAGGGCGCGGCGGUGCGCCUCAGCCUGCAGCGCCUGCUGCCGCCGGGGCUGGUGGCGGCGGUGGCGGAGGGGCCGCCGCAGGCGGUGCUGCAGGCUCUGACGCAGCGGGUGGAGACGCCCGAGUGCAUCUGGGACGCGGAGAUGGCGAGCACUGCCGCCACACAGGUGGCUGUGCUGGCGUCGGACCUGCGGCGCCGGCAGGCGGAGGGGCAGCUGGAGUGGGCGCCGCCGCCGGGGUCGGCGGUGUCCUACGACCGCCUGCGCGGCGAGCUGUACCUGGGCGGCGCCUAUGUGCGCCUGUUCCUCAAGAACCCCAAGCACCCGCUGAGGGACCCCACCCGCUUCGCCGAGGGCGUGCUGGAGAGGUACCUGCCGGAGCUGACCCACGGCGGCCGCGAUGUGGACCUGCUGGUGCUGCUGGCGGCGGCGCUGGUGGCCGUGCUGCGGUCGCACCCGCUUCUGGCGGAGCAGCUGGUCCGGGCCGGCCACGUCGCCAAACUGCUGGCCGCCCUCAGCGCCCUCACACGCCCGCUGCAGCCGCAGCAGCAGCCGCUGAUGCUCACCGCGCCGCCCACGUCACCUGGAGGCGGCGGCGGCAUGGCGACGCAUCCUGUGCCAGCGCCGGCGCCGCACGCGGCGAGCGCGUCUGCGACUGCGGUUGCUGCGGGUGUGGCUGAGGCGGCGGGCAGUGCACUGCGGGUUCUGCACCAGCUGUGCGAGGCGGUGGUGGCGGCGGAGGCGUUGGCUGUGGCGUCGCCGCCGGCAGUGCAGGUGCUGUGCGGCGCCAUGCGGCUGGGUGCGGCGGCGCGGGUGUUGGCGCUGGAGAGUCUCAAGCGGGCGCUGGGGCCGGGCAACAGGCAGCGGGACGCACUUGUGCUGCAGGCGCUGCAGUUCGGGCUUAUCGCGGAGCUGCUGGCAUCGCUGGAAUGGGGCAGCGGCGGAGCUGGAGGCGGCGCAGCGGGUGGCGGCGGCGGCGGGGCAGCAGCAGCGGCGGCUGCAAACGGUGGCGGCAGUGGCCCGGGCGCGGGCGAGGACGCGGCCGUGCUGCGUGUGUUGGCGGUGGACGUGCUGCGAGCGCUGCAGCAGGACGGGCUGUACUCGGCGCAGGUGAGCUCCCAGCUGGAGUCGUCCGCCGUGUGGUCGGCCUACGUGCACCAGCGACACGACCUGUUCCUGCCCAGCGGCGCGGCGGCGCAGGGCGGCAGCGUGGUGGGGCUGCUGGCGGCGCCCGAGACAGCCCGCUUCGCGCUGCCUGCACCCGAGGCGCUGGGGCAGUAGCAGGGGUUGGGGCAGUAGCAGGGGAUGCCGGCAACGAUAGUGGCAGCGGUGGCGGUAGCGGUGGGGUGGGGAUGGGAGCGGCGAUCGGGGUGGCGUAGUUGCCUUGAUGGAGUGGUGUUGCGGCGCAGUGGGCAGCUGUGUGGGCGACGUGCAGGAAUGCCUUGAAGGUGAGAAAGGGUAGCUGGGGGUUUGUUGGGUUGUGAGGCCCCCUGCAGCUUGAGGCGUGCUGGUCCGCCUGGAGAAUCGAGUUGCACGACUGGCAUUGGUUGGCAUAGGAAGGGGGGGGGCGGGCAAGGGAUUACACUGCUUAUGGCAAGUUGGCAGAGAGCUAAGAAGGUGUUGGCUGGUGUUGACAAGGUUAGCGCUGGCGUACGAGAGAGGGGGGCGCAAGCGGGCCUUAAACGUUGGUGGUUGACCGAUGGGAAUGGUGAGCUUCCCACUUGGCACAAACUGAGGAAGAAAAGUGGGAGUCACUUCAUGGAGGCUGGAACCAUGACGAGGAGUGCUGUGUAACUUUUAUGCGGU
Molecule: messenger RNA, 10503 nt
Organism: Chlamydomonas reinhardtii
Lineage: Eukaryota; Viridiplantae; Chlorophyta; Chlorophyceae; Chlamydomonadales; Chlamydomonadaceae
Exons: 43
Coding region: 355-9978 (3207 amino acids)
Biological process (GO): endosome organization; regulation of early endosome to late endosome transport; receptor-mediated endocytosis
Cellular component (GO): endosome membrane
Source: RefSeq, a predicted model, not a curated record